Molecule: messenger RNA, 1251 nt
Organism: Metarhizium album ARSEF 1941
Lineage: Eukaryota; Fungi; Ascomycota; Sordariomycetes; Hypocreales; Clavicipitaceae
Exons: 2
Coding region: 1-1251 (416 amino acids)
Source: RefSeq, a predicted model, not a curated record
AUGUCAUUCGAUGAUGUGGAGCUGGUCCAGUACAUGAUGCCAAAUCAACGUCCCGACGGCGGGUUUGAACUCGAGUUUGAUGGUUGGGAAGAGCUGCCAGAGGACCAGCGGGACGCGCUCGUUGAGAAGUUAAAGAUCGGACAACAAAAAGUGAAUGAUGCCGUGCAGUCUCGCCCUAUUGAUGCCGAUCAGCUUGCCGCACGACUUUGCGAGGUCGUGGACAAUCAAGACGCCAUGCCACAAGCCAAGCCCAGACAAUCCCGCUGUUACAGAACACCCACGGAAGAUCUGGACGACCGUACAGAGGAGAAGCGAAACGAGACCAACGCCUACAACUCUCUUGUCAGUGACGGCUGCCGACCAUUAUACCCCAUCAGUCGCCUAGAAGAGGUUUUCAACGGACUGGAGGAAUUUGACGACAUUUUGCAGCCUUGGCUGACCUAUCCGCCGGAUCGGUGUCAAGCGUUCCGGACGCAGUUGCACAGGUGGGACAUGUUUCGUUGUUGGCGGCAAGACAACAGAGAGAUGGACGAGGAAAAGGAGUUUGCUGCUUACGUGGAGGAGCAAAAGCGCCAGAGAGCUGAAGGUACAAAAACGCGUCCGACAGCGAGUCAGUACCUCGAACAACUCAGAAAUUUGUUCCAGAGGAAGCAACGUCAUUACGGCCUUGAUGACGGAGAGGAGGAGUUUGCCGCCUAUGUGGAGGAGAAGAAUCAACGGCAAUUUCGAGUCGACGGCCCGUGGCCGGGAAUGUCCGAACAUGAAUAUGUGCAGAUGCUUGAGACUCAAUUUAAAGACAAGCAGACUAAAGAGGGCAUCGAUGAUGGGGAUGGAGGGUUCGCCGCGUUUGUCGCAGAGACGCAGCGACGAGCCAUGGAGCGUGGACGCACGUGGCCGGGGAUGACGGAGGAUGAGUAUCUUCAGAUGCUCAGGAAAGCGUUCAAUCAGGAAAAAGACCGCCGCUACCGGCAGAAUUUCUACUGGCUACGGGAGGACCAUGGCCGCGGCGGGUUUCCUGAAUACGUUGCAGAAGCCAAGCGUCGGCUCGCUCGGCAUGGCUUCACGAAAGCAUUCGCUUUCGACAAAGACGCGGCCAAACAAGACGGACGGACGACGUGGAUCGAAUACCUCAAUUACGAGUACUCGCGCCUCGACAAGGACACGCGAGCCCUCGCACGCCUCGAGCCAGAUCAUAAUAAAAGCUGGCAAAAGCUUCUGGACUCGGGGGCCUUGCGGGAUGACGAGAAUUAG